Chinchilla lanigera (long-tailed chinchilla) is the source of this 8462-nucleotide messenger RNA. It is a transcript of the gene Chd5, whose product is annotated as chromodomain helicase DNA binding protein 5. The record is from RefSeq and is a predicted model, not a curated record. Gene Ontology annotation, cellular component: NuRD complex; nucleus; chromatin. Gene Ontology annotation, molecular function: ATP-dependent chromatin remodeler activity; ATP hydrolysis activity; histone binding. Gene Ontology annotation, biological process: chromatin remodeling; negative regulation of transcription by RNA polymerase II. The transcript is spliced from 42 exons. NCBI's taxonomy places the organism in Eukaryota, Metazoa, Chordata, Mammalia, Rodentia, Chinchillidae. The coding region runs from base 48 to 6119 and encodes 2023 amino acids.
UGGAGUUGGCACUCGCAGCGUCCUGGGGACGGCUGUCCUGCUUCCCCAUGGAGAUGCUUCCGAGACUCGCAGCCUCGUCUGAGGAAGAAGAUGGUGGCCUUGAAGGCUUCGAUGACUUCUUCCCUGCCGAGCCCGUGAGCCUUCCCAAGAAGAAGAAAGCCAAGAAGCUGAAGGACAGCAAGUCCAAGGGGAAGCGGAAGAAGAAAGAGGGGAGCAACGAUGAGCUGUCGGACAAUGACGAGGACCUGGAGGAGAAGUCAGACAGUGAGGGGAGCGACUACUCCCCGAACAAGAAGAAGAAGAAGAAACUCAAGGACAAGAAGGAGAAAAAAGCCAAGCGGAAAAAGAAGGACGAGGAUGAGGAUGACAAUGACGAUGGGUGCUUGAAGGAGCCCAAGUCCUCAGGGCAGCUCAUGGCUGAGUGGGGCCUGGACGAUGUGGACUAUCUGUUCUCGGAGGAGGACUACCACACCCUGACCAACUACAAGGCCUUCAGCCAGUUCCUCCGGCCGCUCAUUGCCAAGAAGAACCCGAAGAUCCCCAUGUCCAAAAUGAUGACCGUCUUGGGGGCCAAGUGGCGGGAGUUCAGCGCCAACAACCCCUUCAAGGGCAGUUCCGCGGUGGCGGCGGCAGCGGCCGUAGCUGCAGCUGUAGAGACAGUCGCCAUUGCCCCUCCGCUGGCCAUCAGCCCCCAGCAGGUGCCCCAGCCUGUGCCCAUCCGCAAGGCCAAGACCAAAGAGGGCAAGGGGCCUGGAGUGAGGAAGAAGAUCAAAGGCUCCAAAGACGGGAAGAAGAAGGGGAAGGGGAAGAAGGUGGCCGGGCUCAAGUUCCGCUUCGGGGGGAUCAGCAACAAGAGGAAGAAGGGCUCCUCGAGUGAGGAGGACGAGCGGGAGGAGUCGGAUUUGGACAGCGCCAGCAUCCACAGCUGCUCUGUGCGCUCCGAGUGCUCCUCAGCCCUGGGCAAGAAGAGCAAGAGGAGGCGCAAGAAGAAGAGGAUUGACGAUGGUGACGGCUACGAGACGGACCAUCAGGAUUACUGCGAGGUGUGCCAGCAGGGUGGGGAGAUCAUCCUGUGUGACACCUGCCCGCGGGCCUACCACCUGGUGUGCCUGGACCCCGAGCUGGAGAAGGCCCCCGAGGGCAAGUGGAGCUGCCCGCACUGUGAGAAGGAGGGCAUCCAGUGGGAGCCGAAGGACGACGACGACGAGGAGGAGGAGGGCGGCUGUGAGGAGGAGGAGGACGACCACAUGGAGUUCUGCCGCGUGUGCAAGGACGGCGGCGAGCUGCUGUGCUGCGACGCCUGCCCCUCCUCCUACCACCUGCACUGCCUCAACCCGCCGCUGCCCGAGAUCCCAAACGGUGAAUGGCUCUGCCCGCGCUGUACUUGUCCCCCACUGAAAGGCAAAGUCCAGCGGAUUCUACACUGGAGGUGGACGGAGCCCCCAGCACCCUUUAUGGUUGGGCUGCCAGGACCCGACAUAGAGCCAGGCAUGCCUCCACCCAAGCCCUUGGAGGGCAUCCCGGAGAGGGAGUUCUUCGUCAAGUGGGCUGGGCUCUCCUACUGGCACUGCUCCUGGGUGAAGGAGCUGCAGCUGGAGCUGUACCACACGGUGAUGUACCGCAACUACCAAAGAAAGAAUGACAUGGAUGAGCCGCCGCCCUUUGACUACGGCUCUGGGGACGAGGAUGGCAAGAGUGAGAAGAGAAGAAACAAGGACCCCCUCUACGCCAAGAUGGAGGAGCGCUUCUACCGCUACGGCAUCAAGCCCGAGUGGAUGAUGAUCCACCGCAUCCUGAACCACAGCUUCGACAAGAAGGGGGAUGUGCACUACCUGAUCAAGUGGAAAGACCUGCCCUACGACCAGUGCACCUGGGAGAUCGACGACAUCGACAUCCCCUACUACGACAACCUGAAGCAGGCCUACUGGGGCCACAGGGAGCUGAUGCUGGGGGAGGACGCCCGGCUGCCCAAGCGGCUUGUCAAGAAGGGCAAGAAGCUGAAGGACGACAAGCAGGAGAAGCCGCCGGACACGCCCAUUGUGGACCCCACGGUCAAGUUCGACAAGCAGCCGUGGUACAUCGACGCCACAGGCGGCACCCUGCACCCGUACCAGCUGGAGGGCCUCAACUGGCUGCGCUUCUCGUGGGCGCAGGGCACCGACACCAUCCUGGCCGACGAGAUGGGCCUGGGGAAGACGGUGCAGACCAUCGUGUUCCUCUACUCGCUGUACAAGGAGGGCCACUCCAAGGGGCCCUACCUGGUCAGCGCACCCCUGUCCACCAUCAUCAACUGGGAGCGCGAGUUUGAGAUGUGGGCGCCCGACUUCUACGUGGUCACCUACACGGGGGACAAGGAGAGCCGCUCCGUGAUCCGCGAGAACGAGUUCUCCUUCGAGGACAGCGCUGUCCGGAGUGGGAAGAAGGUGUUCCGCAUGAAGAAAGAAGUGCAGAUCAAGUUCCACGUCCUGCUCACCUCCUACGAGCUCAUCACCAUCGACCAGGCCAUCCUGGGCUCCAUUGAGUGGGCCUGCCUUGUAGUGGAUGAGGCCCACCGGCUCAAGAACAAUCAGUCCAAGUUUUUCAGGGUUCUAAACAGCUACAAGAUUGAUUAUAAGCUGCUGCUGACGGGGACCCCCCUUCAGAACAACCUGGAGGAGCUCUUCCAUCUCCUCAACUUCCUGACCCCGGAGAGGUUCAACAACCUGGAGGGCUUCCUGGAGGAGUUUGCGGACAUCUCCAAGGAGGACCAGAUCAAGAAGCUGCACGACCUGCUGGGGCCGCACAUGCUCAGGCGGCUCAAGGCGGAUGUGUUCAAGAACAUGCCGGCCAAGACCGAGCUCAUCGUGCGCGUGGAGCUGAGCCAGAUGCAGAAGAAAUACUACAAGUUUAUCCUCACGCGGAACUUCGAGGCGCUGAACUCCAAGGGGGGCGGGAACCAGGUGUCGCUGCUCAACAUCAUGAUGGACCUGAAGAAGUGCUGCAACCACCCCUACCUCUUCCCCGUGGCUGCUGUGGAAGCCCCCGUCCUGCCCAACGGCUCCUAUGAUGGUAGCUCCCUGGUGAAGUCCUCAGGGAAACUCAUGCUGCUGCAGAAGAUGCUGAAGAAGCUGCGGGACGAAGGGCACCGUGUGCUCAUCUUCUCGCAGAUGACCAAGAUGCUGGACCUUCUGGAGGACUUCCUGGAGUAUGAGGGCUACAAGUAUGAGCGGAUUGACGGUGGCAUCACCGGGGGUCUCCGGCAGGAGGCGAUUGACAGAUUCAACGCCCCUGGGGCCCAGCAGUUCUGCUUCCUUCUGUCCACCCGGGCGGGCGGCCUGGGCAUCAACCUGGCCACGGCAGACACGGUCAUCAUCUACGACUCGGACUGGAACCCACACAAUGACAUUCAGGCCUUCAGCCGCGCCCACCGCAUCGGGCAGAACAAGAAGGUGAUGAUCUACCGCUUCGUGACGCGGGCGUCGGUGGAGGAGCGCAUCACACAGGUGGCCAAGCGCAAGAUGAUGCUGACCCACCUGGUGGUGCGGCCCGGCCUGGGCUCCAAGUCGGGCUCCAUGACCAAGCAGGAGCUGGACGACAUCCUCAAGUUCGGCACAGAGGAGCUCUUCAAGGACGACGUGGAAGGCAUGAUGUCCCAGGGCCAGAGGCCGGCCACGCCCAUCCCUGAUGUGCAGUCCUCCAAGGGCGGUGCCCUGGCCGCCAGCGCGAAGAAGAAGCACGGUAGCACCCCGCCAGGUGACAACAAGGACGUGGAGGACAGCAGCGUGAUCCACUACGACGAUGCGGCCAUCUCUAAGCUGCUGGACCGGAACCAGGACGCCACAGACGACACCGAGCUGCAGAAUAUGAAUGAGUACCUAAGCUCCUUCAAGGUGGCGCAGUACGUGGUGCGCGAGGAGGAUGGUGUGGAGGAGGUGGAGCGGGAGGUGAUCAAGCAGGAGGAGAAUGUGGACCCUGACUACUGGGAGAAGCUGCUGCGGCACCACUACGAGCAGCAGCAGGAGGACCUGGCCCGGAACCUGGGCAAGGGCAAGCGCAUCCGGAAGCAGGUCAACUACAACGACGCCUCCCAGGAGGACCAGGAGUGGCAGGAUGAGCUCUCGGACAACCAGUCUGAGUAUUCCAUCGGCUCUGAGGAUGAGGACGAGGACUUCGAGGAGAGGCCGGAGGGCCAGAGUGGACGGCGACAGUCCAGGAGGCAGCUCAAGAGUGACAGGGACAAGCCCCUGCCGCCUCUGCUAGCUCGAGUCGGUGGCAACAUCGAGGUGCUGGGCUUCAAUGCGCGGCAGCGGAAGGCCUUCCUGAACGCCAUCAUGCGCUGGGGCAUGCCGCCCCAGGACGCCUUCAACUCCCACUGGCUGGUGCGGGAUCUGCGGGGCAAGAGCGAGAAGGAGUUCAGAGCCUACGUGUCCCUCUUCAUGCGGCACCUGUGUGAGCCGGGGGCCGAUGGUGCAGAGACCUUCGCGGACGGCGUGCCCCGGGAGGGGCUGUCACGGCAGCACGUGCUCACGCGCAUCGGGGUCAUGUCACUGGUUAGGAAGAAGGUUCAGGAGUUUGAGCACGUGAACGGCAAGUACAGCACCCCGGAUCUGGUUCCCGAGGGGCCUGAGGGCAAGAAGCCAGGCGAAGUCAUCUCCUCAGACCCCAACACACCAGUGCCUGCCAGCCCUGCCCACCUGCCACCUGCCCCACUGGGCCUGCCAGACAAAGUGGACACCCCGCUGGGCUGCGUAGAGGAGAAGGAGCCAGGGCUGCAGAAGCCAAAGAAGCCCCUGGACACCCAGGCCCCGCCAGCUGCCCUGGACAGAGUGGAGGGGGAGGACAAGCACGAGAGCUUGGACAGCAAGGACAGAGCCCGCGACGAGCGGCUGGAGGAGGUGGAGAAGGCCCAGGGCUCCCCGGAGCAGCUGCCCAAAGAGGAAGCGCCUCCCGAGAAGGAGAAGGCCCCAGACAAGCUGGACCUUGGGCUCAGUCACGGCAGAGGGGACAGCGGGGACUUCGGGCCAGAUGACUCCAAAACUGAUGAGAAGGAGGCCAGCGAGACCCAGCAGAAUGGUGACAGAGAGGAAGACGAGGAGGGCAAGAAAGAGGACAAGAAUGGCAAAUUCAAGUUUAUGUUCAACAUUGCGGACGGUGGCUUCACAGAGCUGCACACCUUGUGGCAGAACGAGGAGCGGGCUGCGGUGUCCUCGGGGAAAAUCUACGACAUCUGGCACCGGCGCCAUGACUACUGGCUGCUGGCGGGCAUCGUGACGCACGGCUACGCCCGCUGGCAGGACAUCCAGAACGACCCCAGGUACCUGAUCCUCAAUGAGCCCUUCAAGUCGGAGAUCCACAAGGGGAACUACCUGGAGAUGAAGAACAAGUUCCUGGCCCGCAGGUUCAAGCUGCUGGAGCAGGCGCUGGUCAUUGAGGAGCAGCUGCGGAGGGCCGCGUACCUCAACAUGACCCAGGACCCCAACCACCCGGCCAUGGCCCUCAAUGCCCGCCUGGCAGAGGUGGAGUGCCUGGCCGAGAGCCACCAGCACCUGUCCAAGGAGUCCCUGGCCGGGAACAAGCCAGCUAAUGCCGUGCUGCACAAGGGGGCAGGCAAAGCGUCCACUUCUGGCCUCCCGCCCUGCAGUACUGAACCAGCUGGAGGAGCUGCUGAGCGACAUGAAGGCGGACGUGACGCGUCUGCCCUCCAUGCUGUCCCGCAUCCCCCCGGUGGCUGCCCGCCUGCAGAUGUCGGAGCGCAGCAUCUUGAGCCGCCUGACCAACCGCGCCGGGGACCCCACCAUCCAGCAGGGCGCUUUCGGCUCCUCCCAGAUGUACAACAGCAACUUUGGGCCCAACUUCCGGGGCCCUGGACCGGGAGGGAUUGUCAACUACAACCAGAUGCCCCUGGGGCCCUAUGUGACCGACAUCUAGCCGGCCCCGCAGCAUCCGCCCGUCGCAGCGCUCAUUUCCAGCCGAGCCGCGCUUGCUGGGCCUCCUGCCUGACCCCCACGGGAGAGAGAAGCUGCCGACUUGUAGGAGCCGGUUCCACCUCGGGACAAAAAGGGAAACGGAGUGAUACUGUCACACGGAGGAUGAGGCCCCGCCCGGCCGAGCCAGAGCCCAGAAGUGCCACCUCGUCCUAAUUCAAGUGUCCAUCCACAGCCACGUGGAUGUGCCCCGGCCCCCCUUUCAGAGCGACUUCUAGAAAAGAUUCAUUUAUCUGUACAUCUUUGCACUUUCCUAUUGAAGACAUGGACGCUUUAGUCUUGAUAAAAGUUGGAUGACGUGUGGAAGAUUCGGGCCUAGAGCACCCGUGUCGCUGUCACCGGGCUCUGGACCUGAAGGAAAGCUCCCUGACUGCCCUGCUGGAGAGGACACAAUGCCUGGUGACAUAACGAGCCCUGAGGGUGUCCCUCACCUCAUCUGCCUGUCUGUGAUGACCCUUCUGCUCUGUCCCCUGACUGCCUGGGACCCCUGCGCCAGAUGGCUCAGGGAGUGGCUGUCCAGCCCCGUGGUAGGGACACUGGCUGGUCCCAGGUCUGAGCAGGUGUUUCCUGCCUCCUUCCUGGGAUUUCCUGGAGCAGGUGGGCACAAGUCUGUCCCUGGCCCGGCGUGGCAAAGGCUUUGGGCUCUGGUUAUAGCAGUGGGGUGGUGACCUUUGUGGUGCAUGGCAGGCUGGAGUGUGUGUCCCAGAGGUGGGCAGGGCCUGAAGCCGUGACAGAGCCACUGCAGGAAGGGGCGGGAGGGUCCCUGUCUGCCGGAAGUGUGGCUGCAGGCAGGUGUAGCUCGUGCCCUCGCAGGGAGGGUCAUAGUCACGGUGCCCCAGGAGGCCCUGGGAUCCCCAUCCCACUCACCUUCGGGUGCGGACUUCCCUGUCCAGAGAGUGCCCUGGGCCACAGACACCAGGGAACCAGACAGACCCCUCUUGGAGCGGGACUCCUCUCUCUCUGUCCCUGCAGAGGCUUAGAGGUGACACUUUCUGCAUAGGGCCACCGUGUGCUUGCUGAGUUCUUGGAGGGUAGGGGCAGGACCCGUGGGCCUCUGUCUCCCAGGUGCCUGCCUCAUUCUCUGCAGGAGCAGCCUGAAGCCCUGGGCCGUCAUCUCCUGGGGCCGUGUGCUGGAGUGCCACUGUGGUACCAUAGUGUGGUACCAUGCUGUGGCCCUGGCUGGGGUGAGGCUUGGGGACCCAGCCAGGCCGGAGGCCAGUCUGUCUCUGACCCUUCCGCUGGCCCCAGCCCAGCCUGGGAGGAAGGGACCGAGGGGACAGAAUGCUUCGAGCGUGAGGAGGAGGCCCUGCGUAGGGCAGUGGAGUAGCUCUCCGGGGACACUCGAUGUCUGUGGGCCUGGCUGGGGCUGGGGGCAGGGCAGUCUCUGCAGCAUCUCAUGGACUCACAGUCUGCAGUGUGGCUCUUUCUCUGAACCCCCAAAGGGCCAGGUCCCCCAACCCCUUCAACCUUGGCUGGCUUCCCACACUCCUGUCUUCAUCGAGAGCCCCAAGGGGGCAGAGUGGGGAGCCCAGGAGGCGGGGAGCAUUGUGAGGGGCCCAGAGCAUGGCCUGGGCUUCGUUUCACUGCUGGCAGGACUGGGGACCUGAGUGGCAGAGUCCCUGCUGGCGGCCCGUGUUCCCGUUCCCCAGUGGGGCCCGGUUUCUGCGGAACAGUCUUUGGGUCAGAGGUCUCAGAAGGUGCUCUGGUGACGCUGGGAGUUGGGUGUGGAGUCCUGUGUCCCCAGGAACAGUCUGAGGGGAGGAGAUGCACCCUGAAAGCCCCCUCUGGAAGCUCCUCUGCGUCCUGUGAAUCUGGCUUCUCUGUGUUCAAGGUCAUCCUGGGUGCCUGGUGCCUCCGAGGUACCUCCAGGCUCCCGAGCCCCAGGCUGGGGCUGACAGGGUCCUUGCAGUGGCUCCUGCCGCCCUGCCAGGCACUGUAGGCGGGGCUGAGGAGAGGGCAGGCUGGAGGACCUGGGAGGACGAGCAUUGGUCACUUGGAGCCUCAGGCUGCGCUCAGCGCCCACCGCUGCCUGGUGGCCUGGCGGUGCCAGGAGGCGCAGGAAGGAGGCCGUGCGCCGCGGUUUAUACACCCGGAAGUUUACAGUGGUGGCGCAUCAGCCCAAAGUCAUUGGCAUUGUGUUUAUGAUCUUUCCCCCGUUAAUUUUCAGGAUUUUUUUUUAACAAAGUAUUUUUUUAGGUGCGAUGACCCAGAAAGGGCCCGUCGGGUGUGUGUGUGUGUCCCGAACUCUUCUCGUAGAGGGCGGAGCCGGUCUGGGGGCAGCGGGGCGUGGGGGUGGCACCCGGCAAGCUGGGGGCUCUCAGCCAGGGUCCCAGCAGACGGGUGGAGCUUUGGACGCCAGGCCCCCCUGUGAGUCGUGACGUGUUCCCCGUCCUGGCCUGAGGGAGGCUGGACCGUGGCUGUAGCCAGCGCAGUCACCUUUACUUUGUACUCUGUGUAUGUUUUGGUUUCUGUGUUUUAAUAAAUCCUUUGGGAAGGGAA